GGCGAGCUGAGGGGUAGGGGGCGCUGCUGGGGAGAGUGUACGUACGGCCCCGGGGAUCUCAGUGCCGCCGUGAAGGUGUCGGAGUAUUAACUACUAUUUCACACCGGCAUCUUCCCCCUCCCCGCGCAGCGCCUGUGGGGCGGGCUAUGGAGGGCAGGCGCCUGGCCGCCCCGCCCCCCUUGUGAGCGACAUUCCCCCCCCCGCGAGCGGCCCCGGGACUUAUGCACCAGAGGCGGAUCCGGUCAAAAAGAAGAAAAUGAAAAUUUUCGCUGAGUCCCAUAAAACUGUGUUUGUUGUAGAUCAUUGCCCCUAUAUGGCAGAAUCUUGCAGACAACAUGUUGAGUUUGACAUGUUAGUGAAGAAUCGGACCCAAGGAAUUAUACCUCUGGCUCCCAUCUCAAAGUCACUAUGGACCUGUUCAGUAGAAUCAUCUAUGGAAUACUGUAGAAUAAUGUAUGAUAUAUUUCCUUUCAAAAAACUGGUGAAUUUCAUUGUAAGUGAUUCUGGAGCUCAUGUCUUAAAUUCCUGGACACAAGAAGACCAAAACCUUCAGGAGUUAAUGGCAGCUCUAGCAGCUGUUGGACCACCUAAUCCUCAUGCAGACCCAGAAUGCUGCAGCAUACUUCAUGGACUGGUUACAGCAGUAGAAGCACUCUGCAAAAUUACAGAGUACCAACAUGAAGCCCGAACUAUGCUAAUGGAGAAUGCAGAGCGUGUUGGAAAUAGAGGAAGAAUAAUCUGCAUUACUAAUGCCAAAAGUGACAGCCAUGUUCGGAUGCUUGAAGAAUGUGUCCAGGAAACGAUUCAUGAACAUAACAAGCUUGCAGCUAAUUCAGAUCAUCUCAUGCAAAUCCAGAAGUGUGAAUUGGUCUUAAUCCACACUUACCCAGUUGGAGAAGAUAGCCUUGUUUCAGAUCGUCCUAAAAAAGAGCUUUCAUCUGUCUUAACCAGUGAAGUGCAUAGUGUCCGUGCUGGACGGCAUCUUGCUACCAAACUGAAUGUUUUAGUACAGCAACACUUUGAUUUGGCUUCAACUACAAUAACCAAUAUUCCUAUGAAGGAAGAACAACAUGCUAACACAUCUGCCAAUUAUGAUGUAGAGCUUCUCCAUCACAAAGAAGCACACGUAGACUUUAUAAAAAGUGCAUGUCUGGCAGAAACUAAGCGGUGUCAAAAAGAAAGAGGAUCUAAUAAGACAGGUGAUAAUCACAUAGGUGGUAAUAGCAGAGAGGGCACAUUUAAAGAAACAGUAACAUUAAAGUGGUGUACACCCCGAACAAACAGUGUUGAAUUACAUUAUUGCACUGGAGCAUACAGAAUUUCCCCUGUAGAUGUAAAUAGCCGACCAUCGUCCUGCCUUACUAACUUUCUUCUUAAUGGUCGUUCUGUUUUGUUGGAACAGCCACGGAAAUCAGGCUCUAAAGUAAUUAGCCAUAUGCUUAGUAGCCAUGGAGGAGAAAUAUUUUUGCACGUAUUAAGCAGCUCUCGAUCAAUUUUAGAAGAUCCCCCAUCAAUUAGUGAAGGAUGUGGUGGUAGAGUUACAGACUACAGGAUUACAGAUUUUGGUGAAUUUAUGAGGGAAAACAGAUUAACUCCUUUUCUAGAACCCAGAGGAAGUCUUGAGAUUCCUUUGGAACGAGCGAAAGAUCAGUUAGAGAAACAUACACGUUACUGGCCUAUGAUUAUUUCUCAGACUACCAUUUUCAACAUGCAAGCUGUGGUGCCAUUAGCCAGCGUGAUUGUAAAAGAAGCCCUGACGGAUGAGGAUAUACUGAAUUGUCAGAAAACAAUAUACAACUUGGUAGAUAUGGAGAGGAAAAAUGAUCCAUUGCCAAUAUCAACAGUUGGUACCCGGGGAAAGGGUCCAAAAAGGGAUGAGCAGUACCGGAUUAUGUGGAAUGAAUUGGAGACCCUUGUUAGAGCACACAUAAACAACUCUGAUAAACACCAGCGUGUCUUGGAAUGCCUGUUGGCUUGUAGGAGCAAGCCACCUGAAGAAGAGGAGCGCAAGAAACGGGGGAGAAAGAGAGAGGAAAAAGAGGACAAGUCAGAGAAAUCAGGAAAAGAUUAUGAACCAGAUAAGCCCUGGCAGGAAUCAGAGAGGUUAAAAGGUGUAUUAGAUCGGGAAAAAGAGGAACUGGCUGAAGCUGAAAUCAUAAAAGACUCUCCUGAUUCUCCUGAACCACCUAACAAAAAGCCUCUCGUUACAAUGGAUGAAAUGCCACCGGUAGAAAAGGCAAAAGGGCCUAUGUCCUUGCUGUCUCUGUGGAGCAAUAGGAUUAAUACAGCGAAUUCUAGGAAACAUCAAGAAUUUAUUGGUCGUUUGAAUUCUGUCAACAACAAAGCUGAGCUGUAUCAACAUCUCAAAGAGGACAAUGGCAUGGAAACAACAGAAAAUGGAAAAGGCAGCCGACAAUGAUUGUUGAUUAAUAUUUUUUAAACGAGCUAAAGUUGGCCAAAAUGCAUAAUUAUUUUAUGCUGAAAUUGAAGUUGAUAUAGUUUCAGUAAGAUUGUAUAGUUCUGUUGCUUUGGUUUUUACAUUUUUCUAAUUUUAUCCCUUUUCUAUGAGAUGUAAAAUCUACAUAUUACAUUAAAUGACUUGUGUGAAAAUGAGAUUGUUCUUCAAUUAUCUUACAUUGGAUUUUAGGAUAAAAGAUUGUCCUCACCACUGUAUGCACAAGUACACCCUUGAAAUGUCA
Molecule: messenger RNA, 2699 nt
Organism: Gavialis gangeticus (Gharial)
Lineage: Eukaryota; Metazoa; Chordata; Crocodylia; Gavialidae
Gene: INTS13
Product: asunder, spermatogenesis regulator
Exons: 18
Coding region: 257-2419 (720 amino acids)
Biological process (GO): centrosome localization; regulation of mitotic cell cycle
Cellular component (GO): integrator complex
Source: RefSeq, a predicted model, not a curated record